AGAACGAAAGCAGCACUUGACACUGACAGAGGUUCUCUCUCCAAUGAGGAAGCCUCUUGCACUGUAUGUGAUUUCUGUUUCCUUUGUGGGCUCGCACCUCUUGCAAUCAGAUGGGUGCACUGUGAGGAGCCCAGCGCGGCUGACACCUCGUCCUGCCCUGGAAGCAUAAACGAAUAUGGCCCUGCCACGAUGGAUCUUUCUCCUGCUCCUCACAACUCUGCUGGCAGCAAAGGAGGAGGAAGAGCAGGACCCCAACAUCUCUGGAGAAGGUGAGGAAACAGAGAAAUGCCAGCAGCCCCAGUGGGACUCAAAGCUGCACUUUACCCCACACAAGAGUUUUUAUAGGAUCAGUGAAGAGGUGACACUGAGCUGCUCUAUGGAGGAUCCUAUUGCCCUUGCCGUGAUCAGAUGUGCAAAAGGAGCACCUCCUAAGUAUGACUGGGAGAUGGACAGUCAGGGAACAUGGCAUGGGGUGGCAGAGAACCUGACCUGCACCACAGAUCCACUAGAAACGUGCCAAAGGCCCCAGUGGGACACAAGACUCCAGCUGAAACCAGACCAAGAUAGUUACCAGAAGUAUGAAGAAGUGAUGCUGAGCUGUCUUAAGGGUUUCCAGCCACCCUUCACCCAUGUCAAAUGUAUAGGAAAGAACAUGUCCAACAGCAAUGGGAAACCUGAACACAGAGAGGUUUGGCUUGGAAAGGACAGCAGAGGCCAGUGGAACCACACUCAGGACAUAGUGGAGUGCAUUGAAACAUGCCAAAGGCCUCUGUGGGACACAAGACUCCAGCUGGCACCAGACCAGAGCAAUUACAAGACAAACAAAGAAGUGAUGCUGAGCUGUCCUGAGGGUUUCCAGCCAUCCUUCACCCACGUCAAGUGCUCAAGGGUCCAUUCUGUCAGUCAUGGGAAUUCAGAAGUUUGGUUUCGAAAGGACAGCAGAGGCCGGUGGAAACGCAUUCCGUACAAAGUUGUGUGCAUCGAGGUGCUCCACAUUGACCCCAGGACCCUGGAGGUUUCCAGCACCAGCAUCAAAGUGAACUGGUCCUGCCGGAUCCCUGAGGCGUGCUCGCACAUGCGGGCCACGUGCCGGCUGGCAUGGCCUUCCUCCCCUCCCUGUGAGGCUGAGGAGGUGCUGGGAGAGGAGAUGCUCCAUGGGCAGGCGGGGACAUUCUCCUGCCCUGCUCUGCAGCCCUUCACUGAAUACAGUGUCACCAUCUCCCUGCUGCCCGGUACCAUCCUGUUCACGUGGCUGGUCAGGACCACGGAAACAGUGCCGGACAAACCAGAGAAGCUGUGGCUGGAUCCCAGCACGGGGUCGCUCAGCUGGGAGCCGCUGCCCUCCUGCAAAGGGGAGAUCAUUGGAUACCAGGUACCAGGGGACCUCGGGCUGCCUGUGUCCUCCUUCCCUUGGCACGUGCUCCUGCAUGGAGCUCACUGCAGGCAGCAUGGGGACGGUGGGGAUGGAAAGCUGUGAUGGCCCAUGGUUCCCAGCCAGUUGGGGGGAAUAUGUAGCUGCGAUGAGCAAGAGCAUUUUCUGUCUCACCCUC
This is a messenger RNA of Pezoporus occidentalis (night parrot), 1550 nucleotides long. RefSeq lists its product as uncharacterized. The transcript is spliced from 6 exons. Bases 176 to 1477 code for a protein of 433 amino acids. NCBI's taxonomy places the organism in Eukaryota, Metazoa, Chordata, Aves, Psittaciformes, Psittacidae. Gene Ontology annotation, molecular function: protein binding. The record is from RefSeq and is a predicted model, not a curated record.